Molecule: messenger RNA, 222 nt
Organism: Anisakis simplex (herring worm)
Lineage: Eukaryota; Metazoa; Nematoda; Chromadorea; Rhabditida; Anisakidae
Source: the annotation of a GenBank genome assembly
CAUGUUCAUGUCACAAAAGAGGUUGCCAAAUUAAUACCAAAGAAUCGACUUAUGACCGAAUCCGAAUGGCGCAGUUUGGGUAUUCAACAAAGUCCAGGAUGGGUGCACUAUAUGAUUCAUGGACCAGAACGUCAUGUGCUCUUGUUCAGGCGCGCUUUACCGCGUAAGAAUACAGGUGGUACUCAAAAAGGAGGCAACAGUGCGGUCGGAGUUCGUGGUUGA